UAGUUAAAAUUUCGUUACCGCCCGCUCAAGAACAAAAGAAUAGUGUCUCGUCCAAGGCGAUAAGUUACUUGAUACGACCAUGCUGUCCAUUUGGAGCGGACUUUGUGUUAUUGUGAUUGUUUGUGGUUGCUGCAUCGAAGCUCAAAACACUGGUCCAUCCCAUGGCAAAGUUGUGGUUUGCUACAUUGGCACGUGGGCCGCCUACAGGCCAGCACGAGGCUCGUUCACAGUGGAAAACUUGGAGCCCUCACUUUGCACUCACGUAAUCUACGCGUUUGCCGGCCUGAACCCUCAGGAAGACUCUAUCCAAUCUCUAGAUCCUUGGCAAGAUCUAACCGAACAUUAUGGAAAAGGGGGCUAUCAGAGGAUCACUACACUCAAGCUCAGAUAUCCGCACCUUAAAGUCUCCUUAGCUAUUGGGGGGUGGAACGAAGGCUCGAAAAACUAUUCCCAACUAGUCGCUGAACCUCCCAGAAGAUCCAAGUUUGUCGCCAGUGCUGUGGACUUCAUAAGGAAAUACAACUUUGAUGGCCUGGAUUUGGACUGGGAGUUUCCAGGCAAGAGGGGCGGCGCUCCUGAAGACAAACUAAAUUUCCUGCUGCUAGUGAAAGAACUGAAAUCAGCCUUUAGGAAACACAAUCUCCUCCUCACGGCCGCAUUUGGGGCUGGAAAGGACACCAUAGACGUCGCCUACGAUGUAGAAGGCCUAGGCGUCUAUCUGGACUUCAUCCACAUGAUGUGCUACGACUAUCACGGCGCUUGGGAUCAGAAAACCGGAGCAAACGCGCCUCUGAGAAGCUCAGAUGUACUGAAUGUGGAAUACACGAUAAACUACAUGAUUAAGUUGGGGGCGCCGAUGCAUAAACUGGUGCUUGGAGUGCCGCUCUACGGCAGAACAUACGUGCUUCCUGAAGCACUCCACGCCAGUUCGAAAAGAAAACCCAAAUUGGGCAUAGUUUCUACCAGCGUGGGCUUCCAAGGGCCCAUCACAAGAGAACCCGGAUUUAUGGGCUAUAAUGAGAUUUGCCUUGAAUUGAAGAACAAAACGGAGCCAUGGAUGAAGUUUUGGGACAGCGAAAGCGCAACUCCGUUUGCAAUCAGAAACAGCCAGGUGAUAACGUACGACGACGAUAAGUCUAUUUAUGAAAAAGUUAAAUUUGCCAUGGAGAAAAAGCUGGCAGGGAUCAUGGUUUGGUCUGUGGACACUGACGACUUUCAAGGAGACUGCGCCAACGCGGACGAUGACUCCCCACAGAACUUCCCCUUGAUGAGGGCCAUUGAUAAAAGUAUCGAAACAUCGCUGGAAGAAAUCAAGAACAGCAUCAUCAAAGGAAAGUUCACGCCGAGAAGAAACAGCAGCUGCAGACUGUCGACCAGUUCUAACAUGCUGGUUUUCAUUACGGCACUGUUCGUUUUGGGGCGCUAUUCUUUGUAGAAUGUUUUGCAUUGUGAAUCACAGCGAAACUUGAUGUAAUAACUUAGUCCUUUAGGCCGAUGCAAGUCAAACCUGAGGAGAUUCAUGCUGAAUUGUUUCGUGAACUUGUACAAAAUACCUCUACGAAUAGAUAGUUUUAGCGUAUUUUUAAAAAAGGGCGUUCGUUUAUAAUAAAAGUAGGUCCUUUACUAGGAAGGAAAAGUAGCCAAGG
Dendroctonus ponderosae (mountain pine beetle) is the source of this 1646-nucleotide messenger RNA. RefSeq names its product probable chitinase 2. Bases 80 to 1435 code for a protein of 451 amino acids. The transcript has 8 exons. The record is from RefSeq and is a predicted model, not a curated record. Gene Ontology annotation, molecular function: chitin binding; chitinase activity. Gene Ontology annotation, cellular component: extracellular region. Gene Ontology annotation, biological process: chitin catabolic process; carbohydrate metabolic process. NCBI's taxonomy places the organism in Eukaryota, Metazoa, Arthropoda, Insecta, Coleoptera, Curculionidae.